AUGCCGGCUGGGGCUCUUGCUGUUUAUCUCUUCUGCCUUCUCGCCAUGUCUUCAGCCUGCUACAUCCAGAACUGCCCCCGGGGAGGAAAGAGAGCACUGCCCGAUGCAGAAAUCCGACAGUGUAUCCCUUGCGGUCCUGGAAACAAAGGGAACUGCUUUGGCCCCAGCAUCUGUUGCGGGGAAGAGCUGGGUUGCUAUUUUGGUACUUCUGAGACUCUGCGUUGCCUGGAGGAAAAUUUUCUCCCUUCUCCUUGUGAGGCCGGUGGGAAGCCCUGCAGCGCGGGCGGGCGAUGUGCUACCUCUGGCAUUUGCUGCAAUGACGAGAGCUGCGUCUCCGAUGCCUCCUGCGGUGAUGAGAACAACGACCGGGGCCGAACGUCCUCGGAAAGGAAUCUGACCCUGCUGGAUGGCUCAGCCGGAGACCUCCUGCUCAGACUGAUGCAUCUGGCCAACAAGCAACAACCAGGAAAGCAGCUAUUUUAUUAA
Python bivittatus (Burmese python) is the source of this 486-nucleotide messenger RNA. RefSeq names its product vasotocin-neurophysin VT-like. NCBI's taxonomy places the organism in Eukaryota, Metazoa, Chordata, Lepidosauria, Squamata, Pythonidae. Gene Ontology annotation, cellular component: extracellular region; secretory granule. Gene Ontology annotation, molecular function: neurohypophyseal hormone activity. The record is from RefSeq and is a predicted model, not a curated record.